Messenger RNA from Vitrella brassicaformis, 3774 nucleotides. The record is from the annotation of a GenBank genome assembly. Lineage: Eukaryota; Vitrellaceae.
GUCAGCUGCCUUCUUGGAGUCACUGAUCGGACAAGGAAAUGGCAGCUGACGCUCUCUCGAGGCCGUUGAAUUGCUGACUGUAUCUCUUUCGACAACGUUCAUUGAAGUUUGCGGCAGCCGUCCGCGCCGAUCCUCCGCCCCUUCGUCGAGCGAUUGCGGGAACGUUGCGCCGCCAUGGCGGGCCGGGAAGAGUACUCGGGAGGUGCCACUGGCACCAAAGACGCGGGGAUGGCCACUCGACAAGGUGAGAGGGGAUGACUGCACUGUGAGUGUGUUUCCUCACUCCAUGGGUUUGCAAUGGGCUGCCUUUGCGUUGUCAGGUGGUGGUGGCACGAGUUCCGAUGCAUCAGAGUUGGUCGGGCGCCAGUUGGCAGCGAGUCGCCACAACGACAAACGAGGCACUGCAUGAGUCGCAUCCCACCGGUCUGUGUGCCUUCCGUUCUUCAGUGCGAAGGAGCACAAGGCUGAGGGCAACGACCUGAUGGCCAAGAAGAGCCCCCGAGCGGCUCUGGCGACCUACAUGAAGGCCAUGGAGGCACUCGAGGCGGUCAAGUCCGUUGACAUGGGGUCGUGGAUGGCCCACACCGACAAGGUGCGGCAGCUCACCAUGAGCGUCUGGAGCAACUCGGCCCUCGCCGCCCUCAAGGCCGACCUGCUGGACGAGGCCCUCACCUACGCCGACCUGCUGCUGGCCCACGAUGACACACCCGAAGGUGACCACAGCACAACGAGAGAUGAGUGCAUUCAUGGACUCAUCUGUGUGUGUGUGAAUGUGUCUGCAGGCGUUGUUGCGUCGCGCGUGCGCCCGUCGGCUGUCUGGCGACUUGGAUGGCGCCGUGGCCGACCUGCGCAAGCUGAAGGCAUCACACGAGAGCUACGGCAGGGAGGCCGACGCCGAGAUGGCCCUCCUCGCCCACCACAUCCAGCAGCAGAAGGCCAAGGAGCACCAGGUGGGCAGACAUCGACAUGCACGUGACGCGUGUGUGUGUGUGUGUAUGUGUGUGUGUGCAUGUGUCUGUGUGUUGGCUCCAACAGCUUUUCGGUGGCAUGUUUGAGAAGAUGUCGUUGUACGGGGCUCCUGACGGGCGUGACCAGGGGGAGGGGGAGGGGUCUGAAGAGAAGAACUGGGUGAUGAUGGAACAAGACAAGAGCCUCAUCGAGUUGGGGACGGGUUAUGCCUUCCGCCCCGCCAAGGCCCCCAGAGGCACACAACACAUCGGUCAGUGGCACUGGCGAUCAGAAGCACCUUCUCCACUCUGCAGAUCCGAUCCCUCUCCUCCUUUCCUUGUGUGUGCAGAGUUGCCACCUCUGCGUUUCUUCGACGACCAGCCAUCGGACCACCCGGCGACGCGCAGCAGUGCGGGCGUCUUCACCGUCGGCUCGGCCACCGCCACCGAGGGACGCACCAAGCGCGCCUCCCGCCGUCUGUCGGCUCGGCCGCUGCACUGCGUGAGCACCAAGACGCCUAUCCUGCCCACCGUCUCGAAAGGUGAGUGGGUCGACACACACGAGAUGGAUGUGCGAGACGAUGCGGCAUAUGUGUGUGUAUGUGUGUGCGCAGAGGCUGUGUUCGUGUUUGGCGGGGACCAGCGUCUGCCGAAGGAGGACACCGAGACGAGCAGCGGGCCGAUGACAGAGGACGGCACAGACGGAGCGGCCCAGCAGCAGACGGCGGGCUUCUGGGGCAAGGUGUGGUCCUUCCUGUUCCCGGAGGGCAUGUGCUGCGGCUGGUGCCGGGAGGGACACACACACAACUAAACAACACACACUCACACAUAACAAACACCCACAGACAGACUGAUAGGGACAAUAGGGGCGGAAGGAGACGAUGGGGAUGGCCUGGCUGUAGGGCUGGGUUUCACAGAACCAGAGAGAUACGGCUGAUAUGGGUGGCCUGCCUGCCAAUGGUGUUGUGUGAUGGUGUUUUUUCCAACAUCAGCGAAGCGUAACGGUGUGAUGUCUCCGUCAGCCCACACUCACCCAAAGGCAUCAGACUGACACGCGUGCCUCUUUUUCGAUUUGGCUCGAUUUGUCCCGCUCUUUGUGUGUGAUUUGUCGUCGUUUGGCUGCCCUGCGUGUGCUGAUUGUAAUGUGUGUAUGUGUGUAAUGUGUGAGUAUCUUGUUUGGUCUGUCUGCCCCGCCAAUUUGUGAGUGCGUCGUGUGGCUGGUUCCGCUCCUUUGUCGUCUGCCCGGGUGCCGAGUGACUGACUGAACGGUAUCUUUCCUUCCAUCCACCACUCAUCCCUCUCUCUGCUCCCAGCACACAUACACGAGGGCUGGCUGGCUGGGCUGGAUCUCACACACGAAAGGACAACACACACGGAGGCAGGUGUGGGUGUGCGCAUGGUGCUGUAUGCCGCAACCAACAAACAGACAGACAGACAGACGGACAGACAGGCAGACGGACGGGAAAAGACUUUGGCUGCCCGGCUGGCUGGUUGGCUGGUUGGUCGGCUGGAUGCCGCCUGUGGUGUCUCGUGGGUUUCAUUUUGUCGUCGAUCAAUCUGUAUUUUCUCCAUCUUUUGUUUUUCAUGUGUUGAGCGUCGGGGGCACUCAGUGUGUCGGUCGACUGUGCCUAUGGGCGUUUGCGCGAACUCACGGAAUGGUCGGAAUGUCAGCUAUCAUGCGUUUUCCUUUUGGAAAAUAUAUGUGUGGCAUUGGUGGAUGGGUGGCUGGGUGGCUGUCGUCGUUUGUCGGUCGGUCGGUCUUUUUGUCACCGCACUGCAUCGCAUACCCUCGCCAGUCAGUCAGUCCACCACUGCUCUGCCCUCCCCGCUCCUCAGGAGUAGCGGGGGAUCGAUGGGCAGCGGUGGACGGGCCGGGCGGGGCAAUGCAAUUAAUGCAUUGCGUGUUGUGUUUGUUCGUUUCCUCCCCACACCGCCUCGCAACCAGCCAGCCCAUUACUGCUUUUUCCUUCCUCUGGCCGCGCCCUUGGCGAGCUGAGGAGAGGGGCAGGAGUGGACACAAAUGCAAUCGGUCGGAUGGAGGGAGGGUUGGGUGUCGUGUCGUGUUGUGGGUUUCUUUUUGUCAUCGUCGGUCUAUCGAUUCGUUUCUCCAUCUCUUCAAGUUGUUUUUUCCAUUGAUUGGUUCGGCUGUCAUCAGGGGAACUCAGCCAGUGUGUCGGUGUUUCUUUUUGCCCUUUUGUCGACUGCGUGUAAGUGUGUUGGGGGGGACUCAGGGGAUGGCUGGCGUGUCAGUACUGACCCGUCUUCUUUUUGUGCGUGGGAUGUCAAGGCGAGCAUCACCACGUGGGACAGCCAGCCCAUCGACCACCCAAUUAGGUACUCAGACUGUCUGUCUGUCUGUCUGUCUUGCUCUCACCUCGCCCCCCACACCCACACUUAGCCAAGUGCUCUGAUUGAUACAUAGCCAGGCCAAGCCAAGCUGAGCUGUUCUUGUGUGCAUGCCGUCUGUGUGUGGGUGUGUGGCAAGCACCCACCCUCCCACACGACUCGCUCUCAGACAGACAGAUCAAGGGGGCGGUGUAGUCUUAUCUACUGCCGCGUCCGCUGUGUGUGUGUGCGUACUGUCUGUCUGUCUGUCUGUGGCAGAGUGGCUGUGUGCGAGUGACGUGUGCGCGUAAUGGUGGCGGUUUGCGAGAGCGAGGCGGGUGAUAUGCAUCUGUCUGAUGGCCGGUGCACAUAACCACAGACAAUGAUAUCUUAGAUGGGAUCCCUCACAGCCAUGGGAGGGUGGGGCUGUGGAUGCGAUGUGUGCGGCUCAGCGUGGUUGAUGGAGUGAACUAGUCAACAUGAAUCGAUGGACGGAUGGCAG